Messenger RNA from Dermatophagoides farinae (American house dust mite), 439 nucleotides. RefSeq names its product U6 snRNA-associated Sm-like protein LSm5. Gene Ontology annotation, molecular function: RNA binding. Gene Ontology annotation, cellular component: U6 snRNP; U4/U6 x U5 tri-snRNP complex; Lsm1-7-Pat1 complex. NCBI's taxonomy places the organism in Eukaryota, Metazoa, Arthropoda, Arachnida, Sarcoptiformes, Pyroglyphidae. Gene Ontology annotation, biological process: mRNA splicing, via spliceosome. The record is from RefSeq and is a predicted model, not a curated record.
GCUUAUUCGAUCAUAUUUUCUCACGUGCUUAAAUCUGAAAUUUUUAAAACGAAAAACUAAAAAAUUUUCAUCAAGAAAAAAAAUUAAAAAUGGCCACAUCAACACCAGUCGUCAAUCCUUCAACAAUUUUACCAUUAGAACUGAUUGACAAAUGUAUCGGUUCAAGAAUUCAUAUAAUCAUGAAGAAUGAUAAAGAAAUUGUUGGCACAUUGUUGGGAUUCGAUGAUUUUGUCAAUAUGGUAUUGGAAGAUGUCACUGAAUACGAAAAUACUCUUGAAGGAAGACGUGUCACUAAAUUGGAUCAAAUAUUAUUGAAUGGCGUCAAUAUUUGUAUGAUGGUUCCUGGUGGUGAAAUGCCCGAUGCUUGAAAAUUCAAUUUCCUCAUUUUUUAUUUGUUUCAUCAUAACAUUGCUCAUCAAAUGAUAAAUACAUUUACUAA